Messenger RNA from Oncorhynchus nerka (sockeye salmon), 1716 nucleotides. RefSeq lists its product as uncharacterized. Lineage: Eukaryota; Metazoa; Chordata; Actinopteri; Salmoniformes; Salmonidae. The coding region runs from base 1 to 1716 and encodes 571 amino acids. The transcript has 5 exons. The record is from RefSeq and is a predicted model, not a curated record.
AUGUUGCCUAUUCCCUACACCCCACAGCCCUACACCACACAGCCCUACACCACACAGCCCCUCUCCCCACAGCCCUACACCACACAGCCCCGCUCCCCACAGCCCUACACCACACAGCCCCGCUCCCCACAGCCCUACACCACACAACCCCGCUCCCCACAGCCCUACACCACACAGCCCCGCUCCCCACAGCCCUACACCACACAGCCCCUCUCCCCACAGCCCUACACCACACAGCCCUACACCACACAGCCCUACACCACACAGCCCCUCUCCCCACAGCCCUACACCACACAGCCCCACUCCCCACAGCCCUACACCCACAGCCCUACACCACACAGCCCUACACCCCACAGCCCUACACCACACAGCCCCGCACAGCACAGCCCUACACCACACAGCCCCUCUCCCCACAGCCCUACACCACACAGCCCCACUCCCCACAGCCCUACACCACACAGCCCUACACCACACAGCCCUACACCACACAGCCCCGCACAGCACAGCCCUACACCCCACAGCCCUACACCACACAGCCCUACACCACACAACCCCGCUCCCCACAGCCCUACACCACACAGCCCCCUCUCCCCACAGCCCUACACCACACAGCCCUACACCACACAGCCCCGCUCCCCACAGCCCUACACCACACAGCCCUACACCACACAGCCCUACACCACACAGCCCCGCUCCCCACAGCCCUACCCACAGCCCUACACCACACAGCCCUACACCACAGCCCAGCCCCACAGCCCUACACCCACAGAGAGGAAAGGAGCAUCUCUAUUGGAGGAGAGGAUAGGAGCAUCUCUAUUGGAGGAGAGGAUAGGAGCAUCUCUAUUGGAGGAGAGGAUAGGAGCAUCUCCAUUGGAGGAGAGGAUAGGAGCAUCUCUAGUGGAGGAGAGGAUAGGAGCAUCUCUAUUAGAGGAGAGGAUAGGAGCAUCUCUAUUGGAGGAGAGGAUAGGAGCAUCUCUAUUGGAGGAGAGGAUAGGAACAUCUCUAUUGGAGGAGAGGAUAGGAGCAUCUCUAGUGGAGGAGAGGAUAGGAGCAUCUCUAUUGGAGGAGAGGAUAGGAGCAUCUCUAGUGGAGGAGAGGAUAGGAGCAUCUCUAUUGGAGGAGAGGAUAGGAGCAUCUCUAUUGGAGGAGAGGAUAGGAGCAUCUCUAUUGGAGGAGAGGAUAGGAGCAUCUCUAUUGGAGGAGAGGAUAGCAGCAUCUCUAGUGGAGGAGAGGAUAGGAACAUCUCUAUUGGAGGAGAGGAUAGGAGCAUCUCUAUUGGAGGAGAGGAUAGGAGCAUCUCUAGUGGAGGAGAGGAUUGGAGCAUCUUUUUUUUUGGGGGGGGGGUGUAACAGACCAGCAGCUGCGCUGCCGGAGCUUCCCGCCUGUCCGGCGCCGCUGCCGGAGCGUCGCGUCUGUCCGCGCCUGUCCGUCCCGCCUGUCCGGCGCCGCUGCCGGAGCUCCCGCCUGUCCCUGUCCGGGCGCCGCUCCCGCCUGUCCGGCGCCGCUGCCGGAGCGCCCCGCCUGUCCGGCGCCGCUGCCGGAGCUUCCCGCCUCUCACUGGUCACCAUAGCAGCACUCACCCGUAGCAGACCGUCCAGCAGGUAUAUCUCACUGGUCACCCCCAAAGCCAACUCCUCCUUUGGCCGCCUUUCCUUCCAGUUCUCUGCUGCCAAUGACUGGAACGAACUGCAAAAAUCACUGAAGCUGGAGACCUAA